Messenger RNA from Clarias gariepinus (North African catfish), 2432 nucleotides. It is a transcript of the gene mad2l2, whose product is annotated as mitotic arrest deficient 2 like 2. The transcript is spliced from 8 exons. Gene Ontology annotation, cellular component: zeta DNA polymerase complex. Bases 428 to 1075 code for a protein of 215 amino acids. The record is from RefSeq and is a predicted model, not a curated record. Lineage: Eukaryota; Metazoa; Chordata; Actinopteri; Siluriformes; Clariidae.
GCUAUCGAUUCCACGAAGAAACCCGGCGCCCGUCAACUGUAAACAUGGAUUUCUGUUAGCUGAGUUAGCUAGUAAACGGCGCGGGUAGAGGUUACGGUGUUUUUACAUAUUUAGUUCACUUAUAAUAAAACUUUGUGUAAAAACAAUUGGAUUUAUUCAUGUAUAAGAGAAUUAUAAAUGACAGAAUAACUCGCUGAUAUACGGAGAACAUCGUAGUGGGACAUUGAAGUUAGUAGAGUCGCUGUGAUUUUAGUACACCCUUAUUUUAUGAGCCUCAUUCCUCAAAAGUGAAGAUUAUCGUUAUAUAAAACGAAGCACAAUAACUGAAACGCUGCCAUGGAUUUUAGUUGACAAUUUAACUCAACACCAGGGAUCUGAUUAUCCUUGCAACCUCAGUUCUUUUGAUUUCCUCAUAAUUUACGUAACCAUGGCAACUCUUACAAGACAGGAUCUGAACUUUGGACAAGUGGUGGCUGAUAUCCUGUGUGAGUUUCUGGAAGUGGCCAUCCACCUCAUCCUGUAUGUGAGAGAAGUUUAUCCUUCUGGCAUUUUCCAAAAGAGGAAGAAAUACAAUGUGCCUGUUCAGAUGUCAUGUCACCCUGAGCUGAAUCAGUACAUCCAGGACACACUACAGUGUGUUAAACCACUUAUUGAGAAGAAUGAAGCAGAGAAAGUGGUGGUUGUUAUCAUGGAUAAAGAGCACCAUCCAGUGGAGAGAUUUGUGUUUGAGAUCUCGCAGCCUCCUUUGCUGUCUAUCAGCUCGGACUCACUGCUGUCUCAUGUGGAACAGUUGCUGAGAGCUGUGAUUUUGAAAAUCAGCGUGUGUGAUGCUGUUUUAGACAGCAACCCUCCAGGAUGCACAUUUACUGUUCUGGUUUACACCAGAGAAUCUGCCACUAGAAACAUGGAAAAAGUUCAGGUGAUCAAGGACUUUCCCUGGAUUGUAGCAGAUGAGCAAGAAGUCCUAAUGCAGGAGCCCAGACUUAUUCCUCUGAAAACCAUGACAUCAGACAUAGUAAAGAUGCAGCUUUAUGUGGAAGAACGUGCACACAAGGGACAGCAAAAUGUACCAUAAAAAAUGCACCUAAAGAGGUUUUCUUUUUGGUUCUGAUCCUCAUUUCAGUUCUUUAAGUAUAACAGUAUCUUGAUCAGUACCCCUACUCAAGUGUUAAGCAAAAUAGCAACCGUUUUUUUUUAAACACCUGCUUCCUGUUUUCAUUCUGCUGCCGCACUUUUAGUACAAAAUGUUCUGAGGUCGGUGGGUAUACAGUAUGAGUAUUUUUACCUGCGAUCUGCCUAAUAUCCAGUGACAUCAUACUGUUGGAAUAAUGCAUGGAUUAGCAGAAAUCGUCAUUUUUUUUAUGUCAGAAAGCUUUUCCAUCACUAUUUGGAGAAAAAAGUGAGUGAGUAACUUGAGCUGCUACAUUUGACUUUUUGUUGGAAGAUAAAACGUAAAAAAAAAAACUAUUUGUUUAAUUUGUGGUUGUUUUCAUUCUGGUUGUUUUUUUUCUUGGGCUGUAUCUUUACAUGAUGUGGACUAUAAUGAAAUUUUACCAUCAUUAAAUUUUUUAUACCUCUAUAUUAUCUGGAUAUUUUUAAAGCACCUAAGGUGUACAAUCUUAUGGUAUUUAUUUUUACUUCUUUUAUGUCCACUUGUACCUUAUUCAUACAUUCCAAUGUAAUUUUACCUAAUAUAAGGUUAGUUGAUGCAGUUAAAGAUAUACAAUUUUGCCUACAGAAUGACACAUAAAAUGACUUAUCCAGAUUUAAUGGACAGUAUAUUUCUUAUCAAUGUUCCUAAAAUAGUCAUUAACAGAUUAAAUAUUAAAUCACAUUGGAUAACUUAUGGUUUGCUGUUGAGUAUAAUAUACUGUAGUUGACAUCCUCUACAUGAUUGCAGUUUUUUUGUAAAGACACACACGGAGUUGGCCCCCGAGUGGCGCAGUGGUAAAGUGCUCGCCCUAUCAUCCGGGAAUCGCUAGUUCGAUUCUUGGGUGAUGCUGUAGCCUCCUGCAGCCGGGCGGGGGGGGGGGGCGCGCCUAGAGAGAGAUGAUUGGCUCUCAGCGGGUUGGGAGAGCUACUAGUGAUGGAGGGUAAUUGGAUACAACUAAAUUAGGGAGAAAAUUGAAACUAAAGCAACCCCAGAUCAUAACACUGUCUCCAGAGGCUUGUGCAUUGGUCACAAUGCAUGAUCGAUGCAUCGCUUCCAGCCAUUCAUUUCUUACUCUGAAGCACCCAUCACUCUUGAAUAUUGUCUGUCUGGAUUCAUCAGACCAACUAACAUUUUUCCAUUACUCCUUUUUUUCUGAUUAGCCUCACUGACAAGUGAUUUUGUAAAACACUUAUUGCCACACAGUGGUUUAAUCUUGUGAUUUUUCGCUGUACUGUUGAAAUGCUUUUACUUUCACGAUUAAAAAUAUCUGUGAUUUCUC